Molecule: messenger RNA, 1095 nt
Organism: Rotaria socialis
Lineage: Eukaryota; Metazoa; Rotifera; Eurotatoria; Philodinida; Philodinidae
Source: the annotation of a GenBank genome assembly
AUGGAAAUAACUGAAAUACAUGCAUGUGCAGAAAAAUUAAUCGCAUUUGUCAAUCCGAAAUCCGGUGGUUUGCAAGGUCAAACAGUAUUAGAUCAACUAAAAGUUCAAAUAGGCACAGAAAAUGUUUAUGAUCUUGUAAAAGACCAUGGACCAGAAAAAGGUUUAAAAGAAAAUCAACUUGAAAAAAAUCUGAGAAUUGUUGCAUGUGGCGGAGAUGGAACAGUCGGUUGGCUUUUAUCAGCACUUGAUACAUUGCACAUGCGACACAAAGACUUAGUGAGCGUUGGUGUUAUUCCAUUGGGAACAGGGAAUGAUAUGGCUCGAUUUCUCGGUUGGGGCGUUGGAUAUCGGGGCGAAUCGUUAGCACCCGUUGUUCAAUCAUUAUCGACUGCUGAAUCACGUUUACUGGAUCGAUGGGCAAUUGAUGUUCAACCAGCGGCGAAUUCUGGUGCUGCCAGUUUAAAAAUUCCACAACCUGUUUUUAAUAACUAUCUCAGCUUUGGCGCAGAUGCUCAGAUUGCACUUGACUUUCACGAAAAACGUAAUGCCAGUCCCGGUUGUUAUGCUAAUCGAAUAUUUAACAAAUUAGCGUACGGUUGUAUCAGUUGUAAUACAUUUUUCGAUCGUCGAUAUUUAUGUGGAAAUAUUACGAAUUUUUUUGAACUUAUUGUCGAUGGUAACAAUAUGGAAGAAGAUUUAUUUCGUGUUCGACCUGAUGCGAUACUUAUAUUGAACAUAGCUUCCUAUGCGGCUGGUACAAAUCCAUGGGAUGGAGUUUAUGAUAAUCUUUGGUGUGCUGGAUCGCAAACCGGUGAUGAUAGAUUUCGUGAACAGAAUUGUUCCGAUGGUUAUUUGGAGGUAAUUGGCUUCAAACAUUUUGAAUUAGCACGCAUUCGACUUGGACGCCGUGGCCGUCGGAUAGCUCAAGGAAGUGAAAUAAGCUUAAGAAUUCGACGAGAUGUACCCAUGGAAAUCGAUGGUGAACCAUUUUUACUUGGUCCUUGUCAGAUAAACAUAACUCGACAGAAUCAAGCCCAAAUGCUUAUGACUGAAGAUAGUCAAGCGGCGCAACAAAGUCAAACGAAACGUUUUUAA